Molecule: messenger RNA, 8485 nt
Organism: Gopherus flavomarginatus (Mexican gopher tortoise)
Lineage: Eukaryota; Metazoa; Chordata; Testudines; Testudinidae
Gene: CNOT1
Product: CCR4-NOT transcription complex subunit 1
Exons: 49
Coding region: 367-7521 (2384 amino acids)
Biological process (GO): nuclear-transcribed mRNA catabolic process, deadenylation-dependent decay
Cellular component (GO): CCR4-NOT core complex; P-body
Molecular function (GO): molecular adaptor activity
Source: RefSeq, a predicted model, not a curated record
GAGGGCCGCGUCCCCGCCCUGCGCCUGGCGUGCUGCGAGGGGACUGGGGAGGGGAAAGGCCGCGACGUGAGCGCGCGACCCCGUCCGCCAUUUUGUAUUGAAACCAGCGGAGCCGAGAAGCUGAGAGAGGAUAAAAGCGCAGGAGGCUGAACAAGGCGCCUGCUCUGGCCCCGCGACCUCCAGCCCUGCUGUCUGAGGUGCCAUGUUUCAGAACAGAAUAAAACCACUUGGAAAGAAGAGCUGAAGAAAUAGCACAGAACAGAUAUAGGCUAAUUGGAAAAAAAUUAACCUGUCUCUGAGGUGACUAAAGGGGAAUAAUGGUGAUUUUGCGCCGGGCUCGGCCGCCUGCUUCCGCCCCAACCAGCAAUGAAUCUUGACUCGCUCUCGCUGGCCUUGUCUCAAAUCAGCUACCUGGUGGACAAUUUAACCAAGAAAAACUACCGAGCCAGCCAGCAGGAAAUACAGCAUAUUGUGAAUCGGCACGGUCCCGAGGCAGACAGGCAUUUACUACGCUGUCUAUUCUCGCACGUGGAUUUCAGUGGCGAUGGUAAAAGCAGUGGCAAAGAUUUCCAUCAGACUCAGUUUCUGAUCCAGGAGUGUGCGUCGCUGAUUACAAAGCCAAACUUUAUCUCGACGCUGUCCUACGCCAUUGACAAUCCAUUGCACUAUCAGAAGAGUCUAAAGCCUUCACCCCAUUUAUUUGCCCAGCUGAGUAAAGUUAUCAAAUUAAGCAAAGUUCAAGAGGUGAUUUUUGGUCUUGCUUUACUGAACUCCUUCAGCUCAGAUCUACGAGGUUUUGCUGCCCAGUUUAUCAAACAAAAACUUCCAGAUCUGCUGCGUUCUUACAUUGACGCAGACGUCAGUGGAAAUCAAGAAGGUGGCUUCCAAGAUAUUGCAAUAGAGGUCCUGCACCUCCUCCUCUCCCAUCUCCUUUUUGGGCAGAAAGGAGCCUUUGGGGUUGGACAGGAACAGAUUGACGCUUUCCUCAAAACAUUACGUAGAGAUUUUCCCCAGGAGCGUUGCCCCGUGGUGCUUGCACCACUUCUAUACCCUGAAAAACGGGACAUCCUAAUGGAUAGGAUCCUGCCUGAUUCUGGAGGGAUAGCCAAAACAAUGAUGGAGAGCUCUCUGGCAGACUUCAUGCAAGAAGUAGGCUACGGCUUUUGUACAAGUGUUGAAGAAUGUCGCAACAUAAUCAUGCAGUUUGGUGUUCGGGAGGUAACAGCUGCCCAGGUUGCCAGGGUUUUGGGAAUGAUGGCUCGAACUCAUUCAGGGUUGACAGAGGGUAUUCCAUUACAAUCUAUUUCGGCUCCUGGCAGUGGGAUCUGGAGUGAUGGGAAAGAUAAAAGCGAUGGAACACAAGCCCAUACCUGGAAUGUGGAGGUCUUGAUUGAUGUUCUUAAAGAGCUGAAUCCUAGUUUGAACUUCAAGGAAGUAACCUAUGAACUGGACCACCCUGGGUUUCAACUUCGUGACAGCAAGGGUCUGCAGAUUGUGGUGUAUGGUAUCCAAAGAGGGCUCGGCAUGGAAGUCUUCCCAGUUGAUCUCAUAUACAGACCUUGGAAACAUGCCGAGGGCCAGCUCUCCUUCAUCCAGCAUUCCCUCAUAAACCCAGAGAUCUUCUGUUUUGCUGACUACCCCUGUCAUGCUGUUGCCACAGACAUCCUGAAAGCACCACCAGAGGAUGACAAUCGAGAAAUUGCCACAUGGAAGAGCCUGGAUUUGAUUGAGUCUCUGUUGCGGUUGGCAGAAGUGGGACAGUAUGAGCAAGUUAAGCAGCUCUUCAGUUUCCCCAUCAAGCACUGCCCAGAUAUGUUGGUAUUGGCCUUAUUACAGAUCAACACUUCCUGGCAUACCUUACGCCAUGAACUCAUCUCUACACUUAUGCCAAUUUUCCUUGGCAACCACCCCAACUCUGCCAUCAUUUUGCACUAUGCGUGGCAUGGACAGGGCCAGUCUCCUUCAAUACGCCAACUUAUCAUGCAUGCAAUGGCUGAAUGGUACAUGAGAGGGGAGCAGUAUGACCAGGCAAAAUUGUCACGCAUUCUCGAUGUUGCCCAAGACUUGAAGGCCUUGUCAAUGCUGCUAAAUGGUACUCCAUUUGCCUUUGUUAUUGACCUUGCUGCACUUGCCUCUCGACGGGAAUACCUCAAACUUGACAAAUGGCUCACAGAUAAAAUUCGGGAGCAUGGGGAGCCCUUCAUCCAGGCCUGUAUGACCUUCUUAAAGAGACGAUGCCCAUCUAUUUUGGGGGGCCUUGCCCCAGAGAAAGACCAGCCCAAAAGUGCUCAGCUUCCUCCAGAAACACUAGCAACUAUGUUGGCCUGCCUACAAGCUUGUGCUGGGAGUGUUUCCCAGGAGCUGUCAGAGACCAUCCUCACUAUGGUAGCCAAUUGCAGUAAUGUCAUGAACAAGGCUAGACAGCCACCACCUGGAGUCAUGCCAAAGGGACGUCCACCAAGUGCUAGCAGCUUGGAUGCUAUCUCUCCUGUACAGAUUGACCCGCUUGCUGGGAUGGCAUCUCUUAGUUUAGGUGGUUCAGCUGUUCCACAUACCCAGAGUAUGCAAGGCUUCCCUCCAAACUUGGGUUCUGCUUUCAGUACACCUCAGUCACCAGCAAAAGCAUUUCCUCCCCUUUCCACCCAAAAUCAGACAACUGCUUUCAGUGGCAUUGGAGGACUCUCUUCACAACUUCCAGUAGGUGGUCUUACUACGGGUAGCCUAACUGGUAUAGGGACUGGGGCCCUUGGCCUCCCUGCAGUGAACAAUGAUCCAUUCGUGCAAAGGAAACUGAGUACAUCUGGACUGAACCAGCCUACAUUCCAGCAGAGUAAGAUGAAACCUUCUGACUUAUCUCAGGUGUGGCCAGAGGCAAAUCAGCACUUUAGUAAAGAAAUAGAUGAUGAGGCAAACAGCUACUUUCAGCGCAUUUAUAAUCAUCCACCACACCCCACCAUGUCUGUAGAUGAGGUGUUAGAAAUGCUACAGAGGUUUAAGGACUCCAACAUUAAGCGGGAACGAGAAGUGUUUAACUGUAUGCUGAGGAACUUGUUUGAGGAGUACCGUUUUUUCCCCCAAUACCCAGACAAAGAGCUGCACAUAACAGCCUGCCUCUUUGGUGGGAUAAUAGAGAAAGGACUGGUUACUUACAUGGCAUUGGGCCUGGCCCUGCGCUAUGUUCUUGAAGCCUUACGAAAGCCUUUUGCAUCCAAAAUGUACUAUUUUGGUAUUGCUGCACUAGAUAGAUUUAAAAAUAGAUUGAAGGACUAUCCCCAGUAUUGUCAGCACUUGGCUUCUAUUAGUCACUUUAUACAGUUCCCUCAUCACCUACAGGAGUACAUUGAAUAUGGACAACAAUCCAGAGAUCCUCCUGUGAAGAUGCAGGGUUCAAUCACCACUCCUGGAAGUAUUGCACUUGCCCAGGCUCAGGCCCAGGCCCAGGUUCCAGCAAAAGCUCCUCUUGCUGGCCAAGUCAGCACUAUAGUAACCACCUCCACCACCACUACCACUGUAGCAAAAACCAUUACAAUCACCCGACCAACUGGAGUCAGCUUCAAAAAGGAUGUGCCGCCUUCCAUUAAUACUACCAACAUCGAUACCUUGCUUGUGGCAACAGAUCAAACUGAGAGAAUUGUGGAGCCCCCAGAAAAUGUUCAGGAAAAAAUUGCUUUCAUAUUCAAUAAUCUAUCUCAAUCAAAUAUGACACAGAAGGUUGAGGAGCUGAAGGAAACUGUGAAAGAGGAGUUCAUGCCUUGGGUUUCACAGUAUCUUGUGAUGAAGAGAGUCAGUAUUGAGCCAAAUUUUCACAGCCUAUAUUCAAAUUUCCUUGACACUCUUAAGAAUCCAGAGUUUAACAAGAUGGUUCUGAAUGAAACCUACAGAAAUAUCAAGGUGCUACUGACAUCAGAUAAAGCUGCAGCCAACUUCUCUGACCGUUCCCUUCUGAAGAACCUUGGCCACUGGCUGGGAAUGAUCACGUUGGCUAAAAAUAAACCCAUCUUGCACACGGAUUUGGAUGUGAAAUCGUUACUUCUGGAGGCUUAUGUUAAGGGGCAACAGGAGUUGCUUUAUGUAGUACCAUUUGUUGCCAAAGUCUUAGAAUCCAGUGUCAGGAGUGUGGUUUUCAGACCUCCAAACCCGUGGACGAUGGCAAUCAUGAACGUUUUAGCUGAGCUGCAUCAAGAACAUGACUUAAAACUAAAUCUGAAAUUUGAGAUUGAGGUGCUCUGCAAGAACCUUGCACUAGACAUCAAUGAGCUGAAACCUGGAAACCUCCUGAAAGACAAGGAUCGGUUGAAAAAUUUGGAUGAACAGCUGUCUGCUCCAAAGAAGGAUGUAAAACAGCCGGAGGAGCUGCCGCCAAUCACAACAACCACUGCUUCUACAACCCCAGCUACUAACACCACUUGUGCAGCAUCCGUUCCUCCACAACCUCAGUACAGUUACCAUGACAUCAACGUCUACUCUCUGGGAGGGCUGGCUCCACACAUUACUCUAAAUCCUACUAUUCCACUGUUCCAGGCCCACCCACAGCUAAAGCAGUGUGUGCGUCAAGCUAUAGAGCGUGCAGUGCAAGAGCUUGUCCAUCCAGUGGUAGACCGGUCCAUUAAGAUUGCCAUGACUACCUGUGAACAGAUAGUCAGAAAGGACUUUGCACUGGAUUCAGAGGAGUCACGCAUGCGUGUAGCGGCACACCACAUGAUGCGGAACCUGACUGCUGGUAUGGCCAUGAUUACCUGCAGGGAACCUCUGAUGAUGAGCAUUGCUACCAACUUGAAGAACAGUUUUGCUACUGCACUGCGGGCAGCAUCCCCACAGCAGAGGGAGAUGAUGGAGCAGGCAGCUGCACAGUUAGCUCAGGAUAACUGUGAAUUAGCAUGUUGCUUCAUUCAGAAGACAGCUGUGGAAAAGGCAGGCCCUGAAAUGGACAAGAGGCUGGCAACUGAAUUUGAGCUCAGAAAGCAUGCUAGACAAGAGGGUCGUCGGUACUGUGAUCCUGUUGUAUUAACUUACCAGGCUGAACGAAUGCCAGAGCAGAUCAGAUUGAAGGUUGGUGGUGUGGACCCAAAACAGCUGGCUGUUUAUGAAGAGUUUGCUCGCAAUGUCCCCGGCUUCUUGCCUACUAAUGAUUUAACCCAACCUACAGGAUUCUUGGCUCAGCCUAUGAAGCAAGCUUGGGCUACAGAUGAUGUAGCACAGAUCUAUGAUAAAUGUAUGACAGAACUGGAACAACACCUACAAUCCAUACCACAUACCCUGGCCAUGAACCCACAAGCUCAAGCCUUACGCAGUCUGUUGGAGGCUGUAGUAGUGGCUCGUAACUCCCGUGAUGCUAUAGCUGCGCUUGGACUGCUCCAGAAGGCUGUUGAGGGCUUACUGGAUGCCACUAGUGGUGCAGAUGCUGACCUCCUGCUCCGCUACCGUGAGUGUCACCUACUUGUACUGAAAGCUCUGCAGGAUGGCCGUGCCUAUGGGUCUCCAUGGUGUAACAAGCAGAUCACCAGGUGCUUGAUUGAAUGCCGGGAUGAGUAUAAGUACAAUGUAGAAGCUGUGGAGCUGCUAAUCCGCAAUCACCUUGUUACCAUGCAGCAGUACGAUCUUCACUUGGCACAGUCAAUGGAGAAUGGCUUGAACUACAUGGCAGUGGCAUUUGCCAUGCAGUUGGUGAGGAUCUUGUUGGUGGAUGAGAGGAGUGUAGCCCAUGUGACAGAGGCAGAUCUGUUCCACACCAUUGAGACUCUGAUGAGGAUUAAUGCUCACUCCAGAGGGAAUGCUCCAGAAGGAUUACCCCAGUUGAUGGAAGUGGUCCGAUCCAACUAUGAAGCAAUGAUUGACCGUGCUCAUGGAGGCCCUAACUUCAUGAUGCAUUCUGGGAUCUCCCAAGCCUCUGAGUAUGAUGAUCCACCAGGCCUGAGGGAGAAGGCAGAGUAUCUACUGAGGGAAUGGGUGAAUCUCUACCAUUCAGCUGCAGCUGGCCGUGACAGUACCAAAGCUUUCUCUGCGUUUGUUGGACAGGUAGAGCUUUUGGAAAGAAAGAUGCACCAGCAAGGAAUCCUGAAAACGGAUGACCUGAUAACUCGAUUCUUUCGUCUUUGCACUGAAAUGUGUGUUGAAAUCAGCUAUCGUGCUCAGGCUGAGCAGCAGCACAAUCCAGCUGCCAAUCCCACCAUGAUCAGAGCCAAAUGCUACCACAACCUGGAUGCCUUUGUGCGGCUUAUUGCACUGCUAGUGAAGCAUUCUGGGGAGGCAACCAACACUGUCACAAAGAUCAACCUACUGAACAAGGUUCUUGGUAUAGUGGUGGGAGUUCUUCUCCAGGACCAUGAUGUUCGGCAGAGUGAGUUUCAGCAGCUUCCUUACCACCGCAUUUUCAUCAUGUUGCUGUUAGAAUUAAAUGCUCCUGAACAUGUGCUGGAGACCAUCAACUUCCAGACCCUUACAGCCUUCUGUAACACAUUUCACAUCCUGAGACCUACAAAAGCUCCGGGUUUUGUUUAUGCCUGGCUGGAACUGAUCUCCCAUCGGAUAUUUAUUGCGAGAAUGCUGGCACAUACACCACAGCAGAAGGGUUGGCCUAUGUAUGCCCAGCUGCUAAUUGAUCUCUUCAAGUACUUGGCUCCUUUCCUUAGAAAUGUGGAACUCACUAAACCUAUGCAAAUUCUCUACAAGGGCACUCUGCGUGUGUUGCUGGUCUUACUGCAUGAUUUCCCAGAAUUCCUUUGUGACUACCACUAUGGGUUCUGUGAUGUGAUCCCACCAAACUGUAUCCAGCUAAGGAAUCUGAUCCUGAGUGCCUUCCCACGUAACAUGAGACUCCCAGAUCCUUUCACUCCCAACCUAAAAGUGGACAUGUUAAGCGAGAUUAAUAUUGCACCACGAAUACUCACCAACUUUACUGGAGUGAUGCCACCUCAGUUCAAAAAAGAUUUGGAUUCCUAUCUCAAAACUCGCUCGCCUGUCACUUUCCUGUCUGACUUGCGCAGCAAUCUACAGGUAUCAAACGAACCUGGCAAUCGCUACAACAUCCAGCUGAUUAAUGCACUGGUGCUCUAUGUAGGCACUCAGGCUAUUGCUCAUAUUCACAACAAAGGCAGCACACCCUCUAUGAGCACUAUCACCCAUUCGGCUCACAUGGACAUUUUCCAGAACUUGGCUGUGGACCUGGACACAGAAGGUCGGUACCUCUUCUUGAAUGCAAUUGCCAAUCAGCUGCGGUACCCAAACAGCCAUACGCACUAUUUCAGUUGUACCAUGCUUUACCUAUUUGCAGAGGCCAAUACUGAGGCUAUCCAGGAACAGAUCACUAGGGUACUGUUGGAACGACUGAUUGUAAAUAGACCUCACCCAUGGGGUCUCCUCAUUACCUUCAUUGAGCUGAUAAAAAAUCCAGCGUUUAAAUUCUGGAACCAUGAGUUUGUUCACUGUGCUCCGGAAAUUGAGAAGUUGUUUCAGUCAGUUGCACAGUGCUGCAUGGGGCAGAAGCAGGCACAGCAAGUGAUGGAAGGCACUGGUGCCAGUUAGAUGAACUGCAUCUUGUAUUGUAAGCGUGCCAGCCUGGAGGUCCCCUUGCCAUCAAACUGACAGAAGAAUCCUUCAAGCUCUUCCUGACCUUCCCAGCCCCUCGAUUUGGGUACACACAAGCCUUUGGGUGAAAAUCUGUGUGGGCAUGUUCCAAAGUUUAAAGCAAAAUUUUGACUCUUGGCCAAAAUUUAGAAGAUGCUGUGAAUAUCAUUUUGAACUAGUGUAAAUACAUGGAAUCGAAACGUUUUGUCUGGACUUCUUGGGUUUGUGCAAAUUGUGUUAAAGGCAGGUGGAUAACUGGUGCCUGUCCAGCUUGUAAUAAAGGGGCAGCUGCUGAUGCCAAGCACUUGUCUAGGGCAGACCUCCUUGUCCUGACAUUCCUGGACUCCCAAAGAAUAUUGAAAAGCCAGUUUUAAAUAUUAUGUAACUUAUUUUUUUUCUUUGUGGAUGGGGGACCUUUAAAUCAUUAAGUUGUUUAAAAAAAAAAUGGAUGUGUUGGGAUAUGGGAAUACUAUGGAAUGUGGGAGGGAGGGAUUGGGAUUAAGGUCUAGUGUUGCUUCUCCCUCCUGCCCCCCAAUCAAUUGCUUAUGGAGGGGGAAGUAGCCUUCAGAGCCUGCCUCCUUUCUGUUGGAUAAGAUAAACUUCAGGCCCUUCGGGAGAGGGUCAGCUGUUUUUAGUAGAGACCUGGCCUAUAGCUUUCUUUUUUUUUCCCUCUCCCUAACACUUGUAAAUUUUUGGAAGGGGGGAGCUAAAUCUAGAACUGUCCCCCUGCAGCCACACAGCAUAAGUUUGUAAAAAGAACAAAGGACCAAUACAGCCCAUUUUGUAAGGAUUUUGAAUGUUUUGUAAAUGUAUUGGUCCAUGUGUUGUAUUUUGUAGCCUUUCUAGUUCUUGGGCUUUAGUUCUCCCACUUCUUGUAUGUAUGCAUCCUGUAGUUACACAUUAAAGUCAUGACAUGCAGCAA